AGAUAAGCCUUGCUCUACCACGGUUGUAGAUAUCAUCUCCAUCUUGUGUCCACUAUUAUUUACAGUAACUGUUCGACAACCAAACUUAUCUCAGAAUAUCCAUUGUUUCAGACACAAUAAAAUAAGACAAAAUGGCAACCUGCACAACCAUCCCCGUAUCCAUCCCGAAAGACACCCCAUUACCCAAGACUACAUUCAAAGAAAUCAUCAGCACAUUCCUCCCCACCGAGUGGCCUCACGUGGACCCAGAAACCCUGACAGUGAAAUAUACCACCGGCUACGCCAACACAAACUGCAUAGUGUCACGACCAGUCCCAGAGAACACCACCUUUUCCGAACCCCUGAAAGUAUUCUUCAAGAUCCACGGCCCACUGGACGGUGAAAUCGAAGUCUUCAAGCACUUAGUUCCUACUAAACACGAGGAAGCACAACUAUGCUAUGAGUACGGCCAAUCUGGUCUCGGAGCCAAGGUAUAUGGAUUCUUCCAAACACCGGAUGGCACAUUCGGGAGGAUUGAUGAAUUCCUGGAUGCACGUCCCCUGGCGCCGGAAGACGUGGAAAAUGCAGAGAUCAGAGGGGAGGUUGCAAGAGCACAUGCUGCUUUUCAUGCCAUGACAACGCAAUUGAAGGGAAACCCCGUUCGGGCGUAUUGCGAUAUCGUCGUUCCAGAGCUGGGACGGUAUUAUAAGAUGGAGAAGUUGAAGAGGUUGGCCAAGGAAGGGGGCGUCAGUAUGGACGAGCUUGUUGACUAUGACUUUGUGUCCAGACUACGACGAGUCAUAGACAGGUUGGACACCAUUGGAGCGAAGAAAGGCUGGUGCAUCCACGAUGUUCAACUGAGGAAUACGAUGGUGAAGAAUAACCCUCAGCAAGGAGAAAGCAAAGUGGUUCUUAUCGAUUUCGAAUUCGUCUUUCAGAAUUACCGAGCGUUUGAUAUUGGGGGACACUUUCUGCAAAAGAUGUUUCAGUGGUUUGAUGAGGAGACCAAGAUUGCCGACUGUCGACCUUAUAUGGAAGAUGAGAAGAGGCACUUUUGUGAGGAAUAUGCAAAGCAGUGGAAUGAGUCGACUGGGGAUGAGGAUACAGGAGAACAGGUAUCUAUGGAAGCUGAGCUGGGGGUUAUCCUUGCUAUCUCGUUCGAGAUUCAUAACAUGCUGUGCUAUAUGGAUCAGGAUAAUGAUAAGGAUCCGUUGAACCUGCUGGCAUUGAACAGGAUGUUUGAGGAGUUUGUUAAGCAGUAUGGAACGCUUGGGUUAGGGCACUGAGCGGAAUAGGAAGGCAGGCCCAAGGCUAACUUGAUAGAAUUCUUCAUCGUCAUUUUACUUGCCAAGCUCGCAUUCCAUUACAACUGCUGUUGGAACAUCCAUUCUCUCUGUCUGUUCUCCAGAGAUCAGCGGUAUAUAGUUUUUGU
This is a messenger RNA of Aspergillus sclerotioniger CBS 115572, 1411 nucleotides long. Its product is annotated as putative choline kinase. NCBI's taxonomy places the organism in Eukaryota, Fungi, Ascomycota, Eurotiomycetes, Eurotiales, Aspergillaceae. The record is from RefSeq and is a predicted model, not a curated record. The transcript has a single exon. Gene Ontology annotation, molecular function: choline kinase activity; ethanolamine kinase activity. Bases 132 to 1265 code for a protein of 377 amino acids. Gene Ontology annotation, cellular component: cytoplasm. Gene Ontology annotation, biological process: phosphatidylcholine biosynthetic process; phosphatidylethanolamine biosynthetic process.